AUGGCCGCACAGCGAGUGAACGUGCAUAUCCCGUCCCACCCUGCUGUUUUGGAUAGCGUGCGACUCCGUGACAUUGAACUUCCCCUCCCUGCAGCCCCAGAGGCAUGGCAUCGUCUAGGGAAGUCACAGCCGUGCACGGCGUCUUUGAAGCUUUCCUACUCAUCGGCCGUUGCGGCCGCGGAUGCGGAUGAUGUCUCUCUCUCCAUCGAUUAUGGCAAGCUCUAUCGCCGGCUAGAGGAAGAUAUUCGCCACAUGGGUCAGCACGAGGAGCACCCCGGCCAAUGGCUGAUUAGCUUGGAAGGUGGUCGACGGAAUUCAAUGAUGAAGAAUGACAUUGGUCAAGAUGUACGUCUGACGGCGGCUAUCGUUGCGAACUGUAGUUUAGGGUUGCUAGAUGAGACUACGGCCGGGGUUAGAAGAAUGUCUCACCUGCACAACUCCGCCAAUCGGGCCCCUUCCUCGGCGUCUCCAAUUGAUGGGGCCUUUGGUCAAUGUGAGGUGUGGCUACAUCUCCCCAAGGCCCUGCUACGUGCGGAAGAAGGUUUGAAGUACCGCAGUGUCACCGUUUGGGGUUACAAACAAGAGAACGGAGCGACCGGCAAUCUUCAGGACUCUGAACGGUGCCCUGUGGUUCUGGAGGAAGAAUUCCACAUUGAUGGUAUUCGAUGCCAUUGUAUUCUUGGGGUCAACUCUCACGAACGAGUUGAAAAGCAGGCGGUGAUCCUCUCGCUGGAGUUCAAGGGUCCGGGUCAGUUGGCAUGGGGGUCAACCGUGGUAGACACCUACCAAGCAAUGACGAAGGUUGUCGCAGAGCGCGUUGAGGAAACCUCGUUCCAAACCGUCGAAGCACUGGCGACCUUCGUCGCGCGUAUCGUGACCGUUGAGUUUGCCAACGAACGAGUGACUGUCAGGGUGGAGAAACCUAGCGCAUUGGCCUUUGUGGGAAGAUCAGGGGUAGAGAUUACUCGGUCCCAGUCAUUCUUUGAACGACCUGAUAUGGACGGAGGACGAUUACGAUUCAAUCGCCCUGCCCGUUUCUCUAUGUGCCUGUCUGCGCCCUCGUCCUCACUGUUUGCUAUCGUUCGCUUUGCUGGCCGUGCUGCCAACGCUCACUCUGUCUUGCUGGACAACUCCUACUCGCCUCGUCUCUUCUCCCUUGGAUAUACUGCACCGGCUGGACCUCGGGUUGUAUCAUCCCCCCGGCUUCCCGAAACCUCUGUCGACAAGGAAGAGGGAGAUACACAAAGAUUUAGCGAAAAAGAACAAAAAGGGCAAAUAGAGAUGUCGAGCACAUUUCAGGAUGACCUCUCCGUCGGCGACGUCUUCAGCCCUCAGGCUGACAUGUCACCCCGUGAUGAAGCCAGCUUGAGCAGCAACCAUACCGCCAACUUUCGGAUGAGUGAUGCUAGUCCUGAGCGCAAGCAAGGGUUUGUGGAUAAGGGAGGCCAUUCAGGUAAUGCUUUCCCGGCACCGAAAAUGAAUGCGAACCCGCUCUCCGGAAAGGUAGACAGGCGCAAGAAGAAAAAGCAACAAGCCGCCUUAGCGAUCUCGACCGUCCGUGGAUUCACCCCCAUGGGUUCGGGAGAUGAGGACUCAGACUUUUCAACUUCCAGUUCAAGAGCGCCGCGCUCCUCCGUGAAACCCGGAAACAGCCCAAUGGCACAACCAGUUUCGAACUGUGGUGUCAGCGCUCUAAAGCUCCAGCUUGAUUCGUUGAAUUUGUCCGGGGAUCGUUCCGUACAAGGCGUGCCAAGUGAUAUGGGCUCCGAGGCACCAAGCAACGCAAGUGUCUGCUCGGACAGCGACCAAACAGAGGUUCUGACCAGCUAUGAGGUGCCUCUGGAACACGACUAUGUCAGCGCUGAUGCUGUGGCAGAGGAAAAGUCCCACAACACGUCAAGUGUCCGGGAUAUGCGCACCCAGCUGUGCCGGAAGAUGACUACAGAUGACUUUGAGCCCCUGCUCUGUCUGGGCAAAGGCUCUUUUGGCACGGUGUUGUUGGUGCGUCAUGCGCUCACCGGCAAGCUCUAUGCCCAGAAGCAGUUCCGGAAGGCCUCGAUCACCGUCCACAAGAAGCUCGUGGAGCAGACCAAGACAGAACGUAUGAUCCUGGAGAGCGUCAACCGUCAUCCCUUCGUUGUCAAGCUCUUUUACGCUUUUCAGGAUCAUGAGAAGCUCUACCUUAUCCUGGAGUACGCCCAAGGCGGCGAGCUCUUCACGCAUCUAGCCAUGGAACGUAUGUUCGAUGAAGAUGCGGCGGCCUUCUACAUGGCGGAGAUGGUUCUCGCACUCGAACAUCUGCACCAGAACGUCGGGGUCAUUUACCGCGACCUGAAACCAGAGAACUGCCUUUUAGACCAUGAAGGCCACCUUCUCCUGACGGACUUUGGUCUGAGUAAGAUAUCAGCCAGUGAUGAUGAUCGCUGCAACUCUUCGCUCGGCACUAUUGAGUACAUGGCACCAGAGGUCAUCCAAGGCAAGCCAUACGGCAAAGCCUGCGACUGGUGGUCCCUGGGAGCAUUGGCGUAUGAUCUUCUCACAGGAUCGCCUCCUUUCAAAGCCAACAACCACGCCAAGUUGCAGGAGAAAAUUUUGAAGCAGAAGCUACCCUUGCCCUACUUCCUUGGUCCGGACGCCAAGGACCUAUUGACCCGUCUCCUUCGCAAGGAUCCCGCCAAACGUCUUGGAUACCAUAUGCCCAAGGACCUCCAGACGAUCAAGAAUCACCGGUUUUUCCGCAAAAUCGAUUGGAAAGCUCUCACACGCCGUGAAGUUACUCCCCCGAUCAUUCCCGUUGUCACAGAUCCCGCCCUCGCAGAGAAUUUCUCGAACGAUUUCACUCAUCUGCCACUUAGUCCGAUUGUGUCCUCUGUCGGUUUCGAAGAACAUUAUGCCGCCCGUCUGCGCGACAGUCAACGCCCCAUUUCGUCCGGUUACGAGGUAAUCGGAGAGAGUGAUCCCUUUGGAGGAUUUAGUUUUGUCGCUUCCAGCAGCUUGCUUGAUCAUGGUAUGGGCCUCGCGACUAGGGGCUAUUGA
Molecule: messenger RNA, 3036 nt
Organism: Aspergillus alliaceus
Lineage: Eukaryota; Fungi; Ascomycota; Eurotiomycetes; Eurotiales; Aspergillaceae
Product: kinase-like domain-containing protein
Exons: 4
Coding region: 1-3036 (1011 amino acids)
Biological process (GO): protein phosphorylation; folic acid-containing compound metabolic process
Molecular function (GO): dihydroneopterin aldolase activity; ATP binding; protein serine/threonine kinase activity
Source: RefSeq, a predicted model, not a curated record